AUGGCACUCCCAAAAACAAUCUCGCUUCAGAGCGAUGCUCUGCACGUCAAAGUCCACAUUGACGAAGACGGAGCAGCCUUCCUCCAAGAAGUCAUCCCCGUUCCCGGCUCGACUCGCCCUUCAGCAUCGAAAUACUUUUCCAAUUCGUUCGCUCCACUAGUGGAGGUGCGUCUUGCAGGCGAAGGCACUAUAAAACACAAAUCCUCCAAGUCCCUCAUUGGAACCUAUUUGGGCACACGACUGAAAUACCAAUCGCAUCAUAUCAGCACGCAAGCGGGAACCAAAACCUUAGAUGUUGUUCUUGCGGACGACGUCUCCAAAGUCACUGUCACCUCCCACCUUAAGCUAUACCAGUCCGUUCCGGUUCUGUCAUCAACAGCCACGAUUCGGAAUGAUGGCGACCAGGACAUCGUGGUGACUCAGCUCAGCUCGCUCGUUCUUGGGGGAUUAACCACAGGCUCUGAGAAGUGGUGGUUCGAUUACAAGCUGUCCGUGGCUAAUAAUUCAUGGUUCCGAGAGGCUCAGUGGAUUGAAUAUGAUCUACCCAGUCUCGGGAUCGAUGAUUACGGAGUGUACGGCCGCCCUGAAGCACACGCGGCUAGUCUAGCUCAUUAUAGUAUUUCUAACCAUGGAAGCUUCUCGACAGAAGGCCACUUACCCAUGGGCCUAUUGAAGCGGGUUGACGACGCAGAAACGUGGCUUUGGCAGGUGGAGAACAACGGGUCCUGGCAGUGGGAAAUCGGGGACUGGAAAGACAGCGUCUAUGUGGCAGCUGGCGGACCUGUCGAGACGGACCACGGCUGGAGAGAAAGGCUAUGUCCAGAACAUGAGUUCACAACGGUACCUGUUGCAAUCUGUCACGUUUUGGACAACUACGAGAAGGCAUUCGCUGAGAUGACGCGGUACAGGCGGGAAAUGAGGCGGCAACACGACGACCACGAGCGAUUGCCAAUCAUAUUCAACGACUAUAUGAACUGUCUCAUGGGUGACCCUACAGAUCAGAAGAUCCUGGCUCUCGUUGACCCUGUAGUCGAGGCCGGAGCUGAGUAUUUUGUGAUCGACGCCGGUUGGUACGCCGAUGAUUCGGGAUGGUGGGACGAUGUCGGGCUGUGGGAGCCUUCGAAGAAACGGUUUCCUAUGGGAUUCAAGGAGCUUCUGUCCCGAUUGAAAGCACGAGGUCUAACCCCGGGUCUCUGGAUAGAGCCAGAAGUAGUCGGAGUCCGAAGCGUUGUUGCCCAGCAGCUCCCCGAACACGCUUUCUUCCGACGAGACGGCCAGCGCAUUGUUGAAAAGGGACGGUACCAACUCGACUACCGCCAAAAGGUCGUGCGAGACCACAUGAGCGAUAUUAUACAUCGCCUCGUAACGGACUAUGGAGUCGGGUACUUCAAAUUCGACUACAACAUCGAAGUCACGCAGGGCACUGAUGUCCGUUGCUCCAACCCUGGAUCGGGUCAAUUAGAGCACAAUAGGGCCUAUCUACAAUGGGUUAGCGAGUUGCACGACAAGUAUCCAAAGCUUGUAAUCGAAAACUGCUCCAGCGGUGCUCAGCGCAUGGACUAUGCCAUGUUAGCCGUUCACGCUCUCCAAUCCACCAGUGACCAGCAAGACCCGGAUCGUUAUGCUGCUAUUGCCGCGGCCCUUCCAACGGCCGUGACCCCCGAACAGGGGGCCGUGUGGGCGUAUCCUCAACCCGAAUGGGAUGAUGAAAUCAACGCAAUGACUGUCGUGAACAGUUUGCUCGGCCGUAUUCAUCUCAGUGGACGAUUAGAUCGUCUUCAUCCUCAUCAGUUUGCCCUGAUCAAAGAAGGCAUGGAUGUUUAUCGAAAGAUCCGAUCUGAUCUGAAAGCAGCCACUGCAUUCUGGCCUCUUGGUCUUCCUCACUGGCACGAUGAUUGGGUCGCGCUGGGUAUGGCAGCUCAAACACCGGAAGGGCAAGAUGCAGGCCACUUUUACAUUUCUAUUUGGAGGCGAGGGGGGCCUGAGUCAGUCGAACUCCCCCUUGUGGCGUUCCGUGGCAGCAAAGCCAGUGUACAGUUGCUCUACCCGACUUCCAUCCCCGUUGAAACAUCAUGGAAGAGCCCCGAGGGAUCUCUCAAGGUCUAUAUUCCUUCCAGGGUGGCGGCUCGACUACUGAAAGUCACUGUGUCUUGA
Messenger RNA from Aspergillus affinis, 2154 nucleotides. RefSeq names its product putative Melibiase subfamily. The transcript has a single exon. NCBI's taxonomy places the organism in Eukaryota, Fungi, Ascomycota, Eurotiomycetes, Eurotiales, Aspergillaceae. The record is from RefSeq and is a predicted model, not a curated record. Gene Ontology annotation, molecular function: alpha-galactosidase activity. The coding region runs from base 1 to 2154 and encodes 717 amino acids. Gene Ontology annotation, biological process: carbohydrate catabolic process.